AAAACGCGUGAUUGUAGUCGUUCGUGCGCUGAUGUGUUCGAUUUUUAUUUUUGAAUCGGUGAGUACCUACCUAUUAUAAACGUAUAUUAUAUAACACGAUAAUGUCAGUGAAGGUUUCGGUAGAAGGGGAAGUGGGUCAAAAUCCAUUCUUAAAAAAAUGUAGAUAAAUUUUACGCCGAUUUAAUAGGUAUAUUAUGGCUUAUCAUAAUAAAUAGAUUUUUGAUACUUCCCAGUUUCUCCAACAAUGUAUCGUAUAGAGCAGUGGUCUUCAAACAGUGGGUCGCGUAAGCUUUAAGAAUGGGCCGCGAUAAGUCUACUGUUUAAAAUUUAAAAAAUCUAUAUUUAUAUACAUUAUAAUUAUAUAAUAUUAAAAUAUAUUGUGUAAGUUAGGUAUGAUACAAAUAAAUAAUUUCAUAUGAUAUCAGAUAAAAUAAUUUUCGAGUAAACCGUAUUUUUUCAUAUUUGUAGAAGAUAAGAAUGGUACUUAAAGCCGUCUUUGUGGCUGGCGCCGCAGCGUUGUCGCGCGUUAAAAUAACGCAAGUGUCCACCGGACCUUAACCGAUAAAAGGUCCUGUUAUUUAUCUAUACAUUUUAUAGAUUAUUUGUAUAAAUUACUGUUGUUUUCGUUGUGUUCAGAGUUGAUACCGUUGUAUUAUAAAAUAUAAAUUUUAGUUGCUUUUAGUCUAGCGGUCUGGCCGUAUUAAAGUAGUGUCGUCCAAGUUAAUUUUCGUAAUCUAUAUUUUUUGGAUAAAUUUGCUAUUCAAUUUUUAUUUAUUCAGUUAUAAAAGCACUUCUACAAUGGCACACUAAGGCAUUAAGCAAUUUGAACUUUUAUUUUAUUUUAAAAAUGUAUGGUCAAAAAAUUGGGUCACGAGUCAUAAUGUUUGAAGACCAUUGGUAUAGAGUAACCAUUAUUUAGGGGUUGAUUUUUAAAACUUAUGUAAGGCAUAAAAAUAAAAGGUGAUUUUUUUUAUCACGAAUCAGCAAUUAUCUAAGAGGAUUUUAAGUGAAUUUGAUAUUUGUUUUAUCUAAUUAUUAUGGAAUCGUUUAAGCGUUAUUUUAAAACCACUUUUAAUUUUUUCCCCUACUCCAUAUACCUUUAAUAAGUGCGUACUUUUAAUUUUUAAAUAGGAACCCCCCUCUUUUGAACACAGAUUUGAAUAGAGAAUAUUUUUCUAUGGGGAGGCUCCAAUUUAAAAAUGAAAAGUAUGCACUUAUUUAAGGUAUAUAGAUGUAGUAAGAGUAAAAAACUGAAAAUUGUUUUAAAAUAAAGCUUAAACGAUUUCAUAAUGAUUAGAAAAAACAGAAAUCAAUUUCACUUCAAAUCCUCUGAGAUAAUUGCUAGAUCAUAAUAAAAUAAAUCACUAAGUUAAAAAGACGUCCUAGGAUAAUGGGGAUGUGUGCAGUCACUGUUAUAGAUAAUUUAAUAUAGAUCUGUAAGCAACGAUAAACCAUUGCUUACGAGAAAACGAUUUUGAGUAGAGUUCGGUUGAUAGUUGUCAACAAUAUAUAUGCCAUUUUAUAUUAAAAUAAUGAAAUUGGCUCUAUAUAAUUUCUUUAAUAAUAUUUGUUAAAUAUUGUAACGAUUUUCCCGGUUUUUUUAUGUUUGAUCCCGGUUUUUCAAAUUGGCUGGGAAAACUUCUGAGAAAAUCGAAAAACGACAUCUUUAAAGUACCUUUAUAAUGAAAUUUCCUUUAAAAAACAUUGCUAUCAAUAUAAAUGUUAGAGCAAAUUUGUUGGUAGGAAAGUUGUGCACAGAAAAAAAAAAAGCCGUAUAUAUUUGAACCAAUUCCUACAUUUCUUAUAUUUUCCCGUUUUUUUUUUUCGGUUUUUCAAAUUCUAUGAGAAAACCAAAUAAUGACCUUCUUAGUACUUUUCUACACUAAUUUCAUUUCAGAAAAGGUGUUACAGUUAGAAAUCCGAGCAAGUAAAUAAAUAGUAAACAUCUAUGUAAAUCCAUAAGACCAACGCAUUCGCUCCAGUCAGAAUCUAAAAGUAACGUAACCGAUUAAGCGUACUUGCAGUUUUCGGAAUAACAGUAAGUUUUAUAUUUUUCUAUCUUAUUUUUUUUUUUGUCGGAUAUAUUUUAGAUUUUUCAAUCGGAGCAUAGGUGUAUAGCAUUCGAUAAUAGAAAAGUCGUUCACUGACUCAAAAACAAAUUUUGACGAAAAUCUUAUAAUAUAUAUCUUACGUUCUCCGCUUUCCACCUAUACAAUAAUAGCAUGUCCUUUGGCAGUGUUGGCUCUUUUUUUUUAUAUAUUUUUUCUAUAUUGGAAGUUUUUCCUCGUCUUGAUAUUUUUUCCACGUUAGUUGAAUACCAAUUAUUUCGAAAAGUAUUGACUAUUUUUAAAAAUUUAAGAAACAAAUAGGUAGUAUUAAAAUAUUACACUGUCAUUUUUUUAUUUGUUACUCCUAUUGUCGGGGGUGAAACGACCACCUACUUUGAUUUUCAAAUGGCAACCUAUAUUGAAAAUGUUUUAAAUAGAUAGGGUAUUAGUUAAAAUAAAAUUUGGUGUUGACAUUUUUGAUUUUCGUCAACCCAUUUAUGAGAUAUUUUACUUUUAAGUUUGGUUCGGAUACUUUUAAGUUUUUACCUGUUUUAAUCCCGAUCACAACUCGGUAUCAACCAAAAUAGCUUUUUGUUUUCUUAAUUGCAGCUGGCAUCAUAUUUAUUUAGAACAGUUGGUAAACCUAUACCUACGAAAUUCUACAAAUAGAAAUAUGAAUUUGAUUUUUUCUAGGAAGAAAUCAAAAUAAUUUUAUCACAUUUUUUGAUAACAAUAUGAAGUUUGUAAAAAGAAGAAAAAAUGCGGUAAAAAUGAAACAUACCUUUAAAAUGUUAACAAAUAUUUUUAAAAAAAAAAAGUUCUAAAAAUGAAAAAAAAUGCAAAAUAAAAGUUUCAUAUUUUAAUUCUUUAAUAUAUGAAAACAAUUUUGUGUUUGGAAAGCAUUGCUUUAGGACAUUCAGAUGAUAAUUUGCAUUAUAAUCCGCACCCUAAGUAAUGUAAUUUUAGACUUUUGAAUGUAGCUAAGGAUGAAUUGUUUUUAUAUGAACACUUUUUCUACAUACAAGAAAGCUUAUUCCGAUGCAUACGAUGUAGACCCUAUCCUGAAAGGACAUUUUCUUGGGGUGGUACUUUAGGGAGGUUACUUUUUGAUUUUCCCAGGAGUUUUCCCAGCAAAUGUAAAAAACCGGGAAAAACCAAGGAAAAACGUUAGGAAAUCGAUACAAUAUAAACGAAGAUUAUUAAAGAAAAUAUAUUAGGUAUAUUUCAUUAUUUCACCAUAAUAUGACAUAUACGAGUAUAUUGUUGAAAAAUCAUCACUAUAAACUGAACAAAGCUCAGAAUCGUUUUUCGUUCGCAAUAGUUUACCGUUCCUUACAGAUAUACAAUAAUAAAAUAUCGUAUAUUAAAUAUCGUACAGUUACUUAUUAUUAUUAUAGGUAGGUAUGCGCGAGUUGGUUUAAAUUUUGAUACACGAUGUAUUUGAGUCGAAUGUUUANUAGAUUAGAUCAUAACAUUAUACCCGGUCGAUUUUCGCCAACGAGUUCUUUGGACGUUCUGCAUCGCUAUUGCCGUAUAAGCUGCGUUCAAAAUCCAACAAUUAUGAGUAAUACUAAUGAAAAAAACAUGGACGGAAACCGUUCGCCCAAGGAGAAAUAUUUACGCGAUUUCACAUACCAAGGACCAGAGAUGUCCGUCGCAGAAGCCCGAGACAUCAUGUCCCAGUUUUCGUACGAUAACAGUACCGUGGACCUCGAAGAGGGGGAAAACGGGAUAGCGAAAGUCUGUUUGAACAACCCUCGCGCCAGAAACGCAAUAAACGGUAUAAUAAGUGAUACCUAACUAGUUAUAUUAUUAAAAGAAAAAGUUUGUCUGUUUGUAUUUUAUGGACAGCCGAAUUUAAUGCACACGAAGGUCUGAAAAUUUACAUAGAAAAACAGAGAUAAAAGAAUCCGUGGCCGCACUUCAAAGAUGAAAUAUUCAAUAUUUAAUUUCUUAAGGGUGGCUCAGGGAUUUAGGGAUUUUAAUACGAAAAUUUAAUUAUUUUUAAAUGAAAUUGUUUUAGUUAUAGAAAUCCUACCCCAACAAAAAAAAAAUAUAGGAGAGCUUUUUUGUAGCAUUUUGGAUUUAACUAAUGCAUUGAGGAGGUCGGUUUUUGGUUUCCCUUGUAAUUUUCUUAAUAACUAGAAAAAUCGAUAAAAAACGAGAAUGUUUACGGAAUAACGCUUAAUUAUUUUCGAUUUUGUUUUCGUUUUUUUUUUGUUUUUUUUUUUUAUGAGGAUAAAUUUGUUUUGGCUCAAUAGAAAUGCUUGAAAAUUAAUACAAGGAUCAUUAUACAUUUAACUUAUUGGUAAAAAAAUAUUUCUGCGUAAUUCAGUGGUUUUCUUUUAAAAGCGUUUUAAGUUCAAACUUUAACGAAAACCGUACCUCAAAAAAUACGUCACAUCAAAACAAAACCGUGUAUUUUGGUCAGAAUUAUAUUUUACAAGCAAUGAUUUGUCAUUGUGUACAGAUUUAAAUUAAAUUACUCAAUGAAUAUUACCUUUUAAACUUCUCAACUAAAAUAAUGUCAUACAGCAUCAACAGUAUCAUUGUUUUUUUUAUUAUUGAUUUUUGAUUACUUAUGAUGUUACUGUUAAAACAAAAACACAAAAAACAUUUACAAGCUAUUAGUUUAUUUGGUUGUCACUGGCAAAAAUGUACUCUUUUGAAAAAAAUAAAUGACCGGACAACAGCGGUUAACUGUUAAGGGGACGGGGGUUGAAACGGAUAAACAGGUUUUAAUUUCUUAAAAAUGAUUUUUGCUCAAUACCUACUAGACAAGGGUAAAGCCGUGCGAGAUAACGAUAUUUUCACUCUAUAGCGUUUCUGCGUGGGCAUAAUAAUAUGAAUCUAAUUAUAUGACGUCGACGAUGGUUCCAGGGAAAAUGAUGAUCGACCUGAACGACAUCAUCGACAAACUGGAAGACCACAUGGCUGAGUACAAAGGUGUUAUACUGUACGGUGCCAACGGCAAUUUUUGUGCCGGGGGCGAUUUGAAACUGACAAAAAAAAUGCACAACCCGGACAUAGGGUAUGCUAUGUCUACGUACAUAGGAUACGUUCUCGAAAAGUUCAGAAAUCUUCCAAUGAUCACCGUGGCGUACAUAGAUGGCUCGGGUAUAAUAACAGUAAAUUAUUAUGGUUUAUUACAGAUACUUAACUAGGUACCUAAUAAUGGCAUUGUAUUUGUAUUGCCGAUACAGUGCCCUUUAUACUUGUAGUGCGAGGGGACGAGGGUUAUAUUUUCAGCAUACCUCCUUCAGUAAAUAUGAAAUUCAUCAAUGGUCAAAUGCUAGAUUUGAAACAAAAUAUAAUUAACAGUUCGAGUUUAAAAUCUAUUCCCUUUUUAUAUAAUAUUAUAUAGGUAGAAUAUUAAAUAAUAGCUAGGUAACGAUUAGAAAAUCCAAUAAAAAUCUAUUGGUAGUUUAGACAAUUAUUUUCUGACACUUUUAAAGUCUAAACAUUUUCAAGUCAUUUUCUUUUCUAGUAAGUCUAGCCAAAUUUUUUAUUCGCACGCCUAUAGAUUCCAAUAUGCCCAAUGCGCCCAACCCUCGUUUGCAUAAAAUAAGAAAUGGAAGUUUUUAAAUGGGUGUAAAUAAAGGAUUUACCAAAUACCAUAUGUUAAUCAUUCCUGUCUACAGACUUUUAAAUACCAGAUGCAUACGUUUUCUAUACAAUCAUUUCGGAAUUAGUAUUUUUAUUGUUAUUGUGAAUUAAAAUUAAAUUAUUCACGUAAUUAAUUGGUUUGAAAUCAGAUUGGUUACAUACCAGAUUUGUUCAAAUUAAUAAUUACUAUAAAAAUCGUUGAUGAUAAUACACUUUGAUAUUGUUGACGUUAGUUUGAUAAACUAUAUAGUAUACUCGCAUACUCUUAAUUAUUUUCUGUCCGUAUACCUUUAAUAUUGUCCAUAUACAUUUUUAUUUAAAGUUAAUUUUUAAAUUAUAUAUUAUUCCUGUAUGUGAACUGAAAAGAACGCGCUAAGUUAAGCACGACGAAUUGAUGCGAUGAGUUAAUUGGUUACAUCGGAGGUUUCCAAACUUUAUUUCGUGCCAAUAUUUUCUGUUUUUCAUAGACCCCUAUUAUUCAAUGUUUAUAAAUUCAUCAACGUUUUUUCGACAGUGUUUACGGAGCUACUAACUUGAAUAAGGUUUACUAUGGAGUGAAAUAUUUUAAAAUAAAAAACGUGUAAAAUUUUAUUUUAUUCAUAUCUUUAUUUUUUUAAUAAUGACAAUAUUUAUUUUAUAUUUUAAUUAUUAAAUAGAAAGGAAUUGAAAAUUAAAUGUUAAAAUAAAAACUUUAUCUUUAAUGGGUAGGAUGAGUCUGAUGCUUUGAUAGUAAAUUAUUAAUAGUAAGCUUCAAAUUAGUCAGGUUUAACUUUAAAUCUCAUUUACUUGUGAGUUCCAAUCUGUUUAUUUUUUUUUCUCGUAUGUAGAUUGGUAACCGCGCUAAAACUAUAUACGCAUUCUUGACUUAAUCGAGGACUCUUGUUUACACCAAAUACACCACCGAUUUUCUUUUUCGUUAACAUGGACCCCUCGCGGGUUAGAACCGACCCCGAGGGGUCGAUAUAGACCACUUUGGAGACCCCUAGGUUAUACAGACACCAAUUUAUUUAUAUAUUUUCUAAUGUAGGUUAGUUAUAUCUUACUAUACAUUAAUAUAGGUAAAUUAAAUACCCACUCGUUGUACGGUAGUUUGUCACAAUGUUACUUACACCUAUACGUAUAGAAUAAUAUGUAAGCAUAUGCUCUUCAAUUCGUUUAACAUAUUAUCGAAUUUUCGUAGGCGCGCUGGGAGGAGGAGCCGAAAUUACGACGGCGUGCGAUUACCGGUUGAUGAGCAACAGUUCUGAGACCACGGCCAUAGGGUUCAUUCACGGGACAAUGGGUUUAGUGCCGGCGUGGGGCUCUAGCGGCCGUCUCAUGUCGUUAGUGGGACCGCGGACUACGUUGGACCUGUUGCUGGACGGCCGGCGGCUGAGCGCGUCUGAGGCCACGGACGUCGGCCUGGUGGACGGCACGGUGGCCACGUUGGCGGACGCCGUGCAAUGGUUGUCGCCGAAGGUCAGACACGACGUGAACGUGAUCAGGGCCAUCAAGCGCACGCGUCUGUGCCACGAGGCCGGGCUUGUCAGUCGGGCGGCCUCGUUGAUGGAACGUAAAAUAUUCGCACCUCUUUGGGGAGGAGACGCCAACCGGGCAGCCUUGGAUAGGUUUUUUAAAAAAGGAAAUUAGCUACACUGUUAUGACGUAGAUAAUCGAAUCUGUUGUGAAAACCGUAACAUGCGCACCAUUGUCGUUCUGUUGGGUACACCUGCGAAGUUGCGCGGUAAACUUCGGUCCAAACCGCGUUUUCUACCAUAAAAUAAAUUACGUUUUUUUACUGUAUUACACUAUUAUUUAUAUUAGCAUUCAAAUUAUCUAAAUAAAGGUUUCCAGAAAUUAAUUUCCGUAUAAUAAUACACGUGUUUAUUCAAAAAAGCGUAGUAAUAAAGCCGAACAAGUUUUUUUUUUUUGAAGACGUGUCGAUAAGUAUAAAGUUAGUGAUAUAGGUAUAAUAUAGUUAUUAAAAUGUAAAUAACUCGUAAUACAUAAUAUAUUUUUGUAAUGAAUCGCGUAAACACAAUUUGGUGGAUAAUAAUAUUAAUCCGCGUCGGGAUGUUAUAAAUGGCCACACAAAUAUAUGUAAAUAAUUUUAAGCGUUUUUUAAAAUGCACCUAAAAUGCUUAUAUAAUAUAAACCCGAACACUAUGUUAUAAUAUUAUUGCUAAUAUGUUAACAAUUAUUAUACGCGUUAUCGUUGAAAAUGAAUAAUAUUAUUAUUUUACUAAAGAACUUAAGAUAAUAUAUUAUUAAUAUUUUAAUUUUAACCGUGGAUACGUGAAAUAUUUAAAUAGCAACUAAUACAUUGUAUACCUACAGUUACCCUAUUCGAAAUGGAAACGCUUCAUACUAUUAUUAUGUGUAUGUGCCAACAUUAUAUUGUUAUAGUUAAAAAUCGUAUGCGAUUAGUUUUAGGUACUUAUAUUAUAAUUUCAAUCGCCCAUAGUAUAUGGAGGGUAUAGGGAAAAACGCAGAAAAGUCACUUUUUUCAAACCGAGAAGAACGUGUUUUUAAUUUAAAAACGUAACAGUUUUUUAUUUUUAUAAAGUAAAAAGUUCAAAAUAAGUCUAAUGUUAAACUUUGAAAUGCAGUAAACGCAACGCAAUAAUGCCAUAACAUAUUAUUGACCACGGCCUUUCAUCCAGCACAUUGGUCGGGUUAUCAAUUGACCUAUUUACCUGUUUAUUUUCCUAUAGGCCUAAAUUUCUGUGGCGCACAUUAAUUUCAACUAGUCCGGUUUUUUCGCCGGUUCGAUCGCAUAAGAGAUACGGUACGUGAUCAAUACGAAUAUUGUUUGAUACCAAUAUCGCAAUAUCAAAAUAUAUAUUUUGGAAAAAAAAGCGAAUUUUCUAAUUUUUUUUUCCCCUGUACCCUCCAUAUAGGUACCUACUACACAUUAUGAAUUGACAGUACAAAAGUAAAAUUAAACAUUAAUGCCCGCUAUAUAGGUGCCUACACAACAAUAUGUACCUAUAGUUUAGAUAUUAGAUAUAUAAUAAUAUUUCAUAAAGUAAUAAACUAUUUCCAAUAAUGAGUAACUAUUAUUAGGAACUAAUUUAAAAAAUAUAUCGGUAUCUGAUAAAUAAAGUAAAAAAUAAUUAAUUUAAAUAUUUUAAAACAUACUUAUGUAUAAUACGUGCGUCACAACAGUAUAAGUAUAUCAUAAUCUGUACAGCACAUUUAUACUAUUAGUAAUACGCAGGGCUGGACAAGAUAAUCACAAAAAAGUAUAUCGAUUAUAAACGAUACUUUAAUAUCUUUUUGAUUGUAAUUUAUAUUAGUGGAUACAAAUAUCAGAAAUACAAAAAAAAAAAAAGAAAAGAAAGAAAAAUAGGCGAUGAUACAUUGAUACUAGACAUUUCUAAUUAAUUGUAUUCAAUUUUUUUAAAUUUAAAAUUCUUAUUUAAAAGAAAUAUAAUAUUUCAGUAAAGUUUUAUUAAAUUUCAGGGAUUGUAGACAUUCGUUUUUCAAAAAUAAAUACUUGUUUAUCUUUCAAAAAAAUUAUUUUUAAAAAGUAUUUUCAGACAUAUUAAAAAUAUUAUACUUACAUGGGGUAUUAGUGAAUUAAUGAAUGAAUUGUAAAUUGUUUAAAUUUUGACAAAUUUUGAAAAAUCAUUAUUGGUAAAAAUAUUAAAUAAAAAUAUACAUGUCAAAAAAGUAUUUAGAUACUUCCGAAUUAUGUGUCUAGGUACAAGUUUGUAUAACUCUGUAGAUGUGUAUCUUAAAUACUUGGAUCUAAUAGCCCAGCCCUGUUAGUAUUAGGUAUAGGUAAGAAAACAUAUAAAUAAUUAUUACAUGGAAUGACUGCGUGUAUGAUUUUUAACAGAUUUUUGAAACUAAUACAAUUUGGAUUUGUUAUAAUAGUAAUAAUAAAAAUAGUAAUAAUAAUAAUAAAUAAUAAAAGUAAUAUAAUAUAGUAGUAAUAAUAAUAAUGAUAAUGAUAUAAUUAUAGUACAAAAAAAAAAAAAAUUACAAUAAUAAUAAUAUUGGUGCGACACCAUAUAUUUUACUCGAUAUUAUUAUUAUCGCUUAUUAUCAUUAUGAUUAUUUUUUUGUUUGAAUUUAUGACUAAAAAAAAAAAAAAAAAGAAAAUACACACUCCACUGAGAGAAUGGUGUAUAUGUUAAUUUUUUGCUCAGAAAAGGUUCAAAUUCUGGAGUUUGUUGACUAGAUCCCUCCUGAACCGUCUUAUCGUGUUGCUGAUGUACGAAAAGUUGGGCUGGCGGUCAUUGUUGGCCGGCAAUAGACCGGCUCGCGUGCACGACUCGCAGCAAAACAUUUUGUAGUACGGAUGGUCGCAGUAGUAUCCGCUCACGAUCAGAGUGCAAUUGGCGAAAAAUUGUUUGUCCGUACAGUUCGGAUGGAUGUACAAGCCUUUAAAAUAAACA
Molecule: messenger RNA, 10039 nt
Organism: Cinara cedri
Lineage: Eukaryota; Metazoa; Arthropoda; Insecta; Hemiptera; Aphididae
Source: the annotation of a GenBank genome assembly